UGCAACAUCUAACUGUCCAACUCCUUUGACUGCUUCUUUCGUGCGUUUCUCGGAAUCAACUGCUACUAUCAUAGAGAAGAGAGAAAGCAAUCUGCGUUGAUCCACCAGACGAGCCCAGAGUAUUACUACAAGAAUGGCCGAUUCGCCCGUCGCUACCCAGCCCGUUCCGGCUGGCCCCGCAGCUGCCGACACUCCGCCGGCAAACGUCGCCGCCGCCGCCGCCGCCGCACCCAUUGUUUCAAACUCACCUGAUGUGCCGGCACCUGUCCCGGUGCCGUCUGUCGAGCCGACACCCAUAGAGACUGAUGACGAAGGCAGCGCAACGGACGACGGUUCCACGAUCGAAGAGCGAAUCUCAAACUAUACUGCUUCACUGACGUCCAGCGUUGUCGACUAUCCAGUCGAAUACGGACGCCGGUAUCACGCUUUUCGGCCGGGCUCCUACAAGUUCCCCAACGAUGAGUUUGAAAUGGACAGGCUCGAUCUGGCUCAUGCCAUGAUGGUCAAGGCCGUCGGCAACAGACUUUACCGCGCACCCCUCGAGAUGGAGAAAGUACACAGCAUCCUGGACAUUGGGACAGGAACCGGGAUUUGGGCCGUGGAAAUGGGCGACAUCUACGAGAACACGGAGAUCACUGGCAUCGAUUUGAGCGCCAUCCAGCCAGAAUGGGUUCCCACAAACGUCAGAUUCGAAAUAGAUGAUGUCGAGAGCCCCUGGGUCGACGGUAAAAAGUACGACUUCAUCAUGUGCAGAUACAUGGUCGCCUCGAUUAAGGACUGGCCCGGCCUUAUCAAGAACAUCUACAAUCACUUGAACCCCGGAGGCUGGGUCGAGUUUCAGGACGUCACCACAAAGUUCUACUCUGACGACGGGACCUUUACGGACGAGCACGCCACGGCCAAGUGGAUGGCCAGUUUCUCGGAGGCAUGCUCGGCGAUGGGCCGCGACACGGACGUGGCGCCGCGGCUCGGGGCCAUGAUCGUGGAUGCCGGGUUCGAGAACACCUACUCGCAGCGCAUCAAGGCGCCACUCGGGCCGUGGGCCAAGGAGAGGCACCAUCAGGAUGUGGGCAUGAUGAACCUGAUGCUGACCAUGGACGGCCUUGAGGCCCUGUCUCUGAAGCUGUUCUCCGAGCUCCUCGGACGGACCCAGGCCGAGAUCUUGGUGGAGCUUGCCAUGGUUCGCAAGGAGCUGAAGAGCGGCAGCAGCGGCGUGUUCCACGCCAUGUUCGACAUCUACGUUGUAUAUGGACAAAAACCCCUCACGGCCGAGUCUGGGUCCGAGUCCGAGUCCGAGUCUGAGUCUGAGGGAUGAGCUUUGUAUUCACGCACAGGGAUUUAGCCGGUAUAAGGCAGCGGACGUUUCAUGGAUACCAAUUUAUCCUGUGGGUGGUGGACAGCGAGGGUCGAUCGAUGGUUGGAAAAUAGUCGGAGCCUGCUUCUGAUUGACGCCUUUGAACGGUGUGCCCCUGCACGGCGUAUUUUGGUCUGGUAUUAGUGAAUUGAGAAGCGAAGAAGAUCACGACGGCAUGACCGUAGUGAGUGAUUGCAACAGGCAUAUAUAUGCUUUCGUCUACGGUGGUCUUGCUUGAGGAGCUGGUUGACCGCAAAGCGCAGCAAGGCGAUCUCCGAUCGGCG
Colletotrichum destructivum is the source of this 1638-nucleotide messenger RNA. RefSeq names its product Putative S-adenosyl-L-methionine-dependent methyltransferase superfamily. Lineage: Eukaryota; Fungi; Ascomycota; Sordariomycetes; Glomerellales; Glomerellaceae. The record is from RefSeq and is a predicted model, not a curated record. Gene Ontology annotation, molecular function: methyltransferase activity. The transcript is spliced from 10 exons. Bases 134 to 1315 code for a protein of 393 amino acids.